Hippoglossus stenolepis (Pacific halibut) is the source of this 3565-nucleotide messenger RNA. RefSeq names its product cGMP-dependent protein kinase 1. Gene Ontology annotation, biological process: protein phosphorylation. The record is from RefSeq and is a predicted model, not a curated record. Gene Ontology annotation, molecular function: cGMP-dependent protein kinase activity; ATP binding. Lineage: Eukaryota; Metazoa; Chordata; Actinopteri; Pleuronectiformes; Pleuronectidae. The transcript is spliced from 10 exons. The coding region runs from base 763 to 1890 and encodes 375 amino acids.
GAGACGUCUGGUUGUGAACUGGGGACAGUUUGUCCUCCUUCUGUCUUUCAGUCUAUUUGAUGGCAGAGCUGCGUUUACUGUGUGAACCUCUCAGCAAUGUUUCCAUGUGCUAAAAAUACCAGCGGCGUCCUCGUCUUCUCAGGUUGACUUCACACCAGGACUCGCUCCAACCAGACGUGGACUGAGUUUUGGCAAAAAGGACGAAUGUUUUCGAGUCUUUCUUCGUCGUAGUUUCAGUUUUGGUGUAGAAAUAGAAUUUGGUUUUCGGAGGUAAAAUAAAAGUUUGUGUCCUGGAACAAGCUGCGACUCCCUGUCUGGGUUUCGUCUCUUCUGGAUUCUGACGACGUCCUGCAGCCGGGUUUUAACCUUAAUGCACAAAGAGGAUCUGGAAACUUCACUGCACCGCUGGUACGAGCAGAGCAGAGCCGCGCACCGCCCUCAUCAUGUGAACUGGAACUCUUCCUUUGAGACGGCUCUCCUUCGGACGCUGUGCCGAACUUUCUCGUGAGGAUCGGACUCGUUUGGAUUUAAUCUCCAAAUGUUUCUUUGCACUUUUCUGCUGUCUUUAAGCAAGUGAUUGAUGUCUCCCUGAAAAAUCAACGACUCAAACGAUUUUACAAUAUUUACAAUAGACUACAUUCCUGAAGAAGUUUCAUGUUUAGAAUUUUUUUCUACAAGUUCUUUGGUGAAGCGUUAGACGAGUUUAGAGAAGACACGAAGUUCAUCGGAUCGUCUCCUGAACGCUCAGAUUAAAGUUUGGACAUGAGGGAGUUGCUUCCCGUCCUGGUGAGGCGGCAGAGAGAGCGACUCUCCAGCCUCCCUGCCCCUCCGACCUCCUCCAUCACCUCCUUCUCCAUCCAAACCUCCAAGAAGUUCCCCUUCUUCCGCGUGGUCAAAUGCUGCAGAUACGAGGCGGAGAAUGUCUUCUUCUCCAGUCUGAAGCUGAACGACUUCAACAUCAUCGACACGCUGGGAGUCGGAGGCUUCGGACGCGUGGAGCUGGUGCAGCUGAAGAACGAGGAAGCAAAGACGUUCGCCAUGAAGAUCCUGAAGAAACGACACAUCGUGGACACGAGACAACAAGAACACAUCCGCUCCGAGAAAUACAUCAUGACGGAGGCUCACUCCGACUUCAUCGUCAGGUUGUAUCGGACGUUUAAAGACAGUAAAUAUCUGUACAUGCUGCUGGAGGCUUGUCUGGGAGGAGAGCUGUGGACCAUCCUGAGAGACAGGGGCUCGUUUGAAGACUCGACCACCAGGUUCUACACGGCCUGUGUCGUCGAAGCCUUCGCCUACCUGCACGCCAAAGGGAUCAUAUACAGAGACCUGAAGCCUGAGAACCUCAUCCUGGAUAGUCGAGGAUACGCCAAGCUGGUCGACUUUGGUUUUGCCAAGAAGAUCGGUUUCUGUAAAAAGACGUGGACGUUUUGCGGGACGCCGGAGUACGUGGCUCCAGAGAUCAUCCUCAACAAAGGUCACGACGUCUCUGCGGACUACUGGUCUCUGGGCAUCCUGAUGUUCGAGCUGCUGACCGGCAGUCCCCCGUUCUCAGGCCCAGACCCAAUGAAAACAUACAACAUCAUUCUGAGAGGCAUCGACAUGAUCGAGUUCCCCAAGAAGGUCACCAAGAAUGCCGCCAGCCUCAUAAAGAAGCUCUGCAGAGAUAAUCCGUCAGAGAGACUCGGAAACCUGAAAAACGGAGUCAAAGACAUUCAGAAGCACAAGUGGUUUGAAGGUUUUAACUGGGAGGGUCUAAAGAAAGGAACCCUGACUCCGCCCAUCACACCUGACGUUUCUUCUCCAACUGACACCAGUCACUUCGACAGUUUCCCUGAAGACACGGACGAGCCGCCACCAGACGACAACACUGGAUGGGACUAUGACUUUUAAAGUAAACCUGAAGCUCCAUGAAGAUAAAGAAGACGACUUCUCACCAAACUGAAUAAAACACGUUAUACUGCGUGUCUCCACCUGAAGAACCUGGGAUGUCUGAGCAUGGCUGGACCCUUUGGGAAUCAAACCCUCGAUGUUUUGUCAGCACAUCGUGUCCCCAAAUUAGUUGAGCACUAUCGUUUCUCACAAGUGGGUCAAAAUAACUUUGGCAACAGAAGUUAACAUGGUUUAAAAACAAGUAAGACCAAACUCCCUUCAGCUCCCCCUUGAGGGCAACACAGACACUGCAGCCAGCAGGAAACCUCUGCUCCUGUCAAGUGUCCUCUCAUCACUGGCUGACCCUUGACCCCUCUUAGGGUCGACUUCCUGUCCUUGGAGCGGGAGUUGAGCGGUCGGGGCGAAGGAGGGAAAGUGAACUGAGACUGAAGGACGAGCUCAAGGUCACUAUGAUGCCUUCACUUCUCAUUUCAGUUGUGGGAUUUUAAAAAUCUUUAAACAUCAUGAUUCAUCAAAACAACAAUAUGAAAACACAGAACUAUUCACUUUACUGUCGUGUACAACAAAGACAAAGUCUUAAACAUCUGAAGAAGUUGGAACCAGCAAACAUUGGCCUUUUCUUUUUUUUAAAUAACUAAACAGUUUUUUUAAUUCAUCUAAUUUUCAGCCGCAUUACUUCUCAGUUAAUCAACACAGGUUACACAGAAGAACCAGUUUGUCAAAUAAAGAAAGAAAACUUCAUUAGAAUCUUUCAUUUGAAGAGUUGAAGUCGACGUGAUUAUCUACGACUGAUGAUGUGAUCAGUUUGUGCUGCUUCCACAGAAGUAUAAAAUCAUACGAGGAUAUUUUGUGGCCUUUUGUAAAAGCUGCUCGUUGUUUCACGUUGGUACGAAGCCUUUUUAUUCGCAGUCUGAUCGUGCUGUGAUAUUUUUGUGAAACCCUCAGUGAUGUGAUUUGUGUGAGCUCUGCAUGAAAAUAACCACGUGUUCCGUUUUUACCUCCAGAGGGCGAUGUAGAGUCAGACACGCAACAUCAACGCACCGGGCGAUGUCCGGCUUUAGAAAGAAUCUGUCAACAUUUAAGGAAAAUCUCAAAUUUAUGUUUGUUGGUUCCACAGCUGGAGUCAGACGGUAGUUAGCCUAGCUUAGCUUAGACUGGACAGUCGAAUGUUUCCCCCAACAUCUCUGAAGUCUGAAAAACUUGUAUCUCAUCUGUUGACUACGUAAUAAGAAGACGUAGGAAAUAUAUCUAUUCAUAAUCACACAAAACUCCUCUGGAAGCCAGUGAGGGACCGUGGCCUCGUUUCUGGGUCUGAGAUCCCAGCGAACAAAACAAAUACAGAUCAACACGUUUUAUCUCAUUUGUCAAAUAAACUCGUGUCAUUACGAGGUUUCAUCCAACAAGUCUGGUCAACUUGAAACACGGGAUUUUGGAUAAAAAAUUUAUUCUGCGAUUAUAUUUAGUGUUUAUGAUAUAUUUGUAUAUAUUGGAGUAUUUUAUGUUGUAGAUUAUUAUUAAUAUCAUUAUUUAUACGAUGCCUGCCAUGGUAGCUGUGGAAACUGUCUCAGUUCAAAAAAGCUUUAUGGACCUGACUGUUAAAAACAAAACAAAAAAAUACUUUUUGCAAUAUCACUUGGAUCUGUUUUCAAAUAAAAAUAAAAGCUAUGAAUAAAAA